Messenger RNA from Phalacrocorax carbo (great cormorant), 1879 nucleotides. NCBI's taxonomy places the organism in Eukaryota, Metazoa, Chordata, Aves, Suliformes, Phalacrocoracidae. The record is from RefSeq and is a predicted model, not a curated record.
AUGGCAGUGCUGCAGACGGUUUCCGAAGGCCCAGGAAAAGCAUCGGCCGGCGUGCAGCUUCCAGCCGCAAACAGACCCGGAGCGUGCGCGUUGUCCAUUCCAGGGGAGCGCGGCAAUGGUGUCUUGCCGGUGAGAGGAGAGGAAGGAGAGACAGAUGAUAUCAACUCUUUUGAUGUUGAGACGGUUUCCGAAGGCCCAGGAAAAGCAUCGGCCGGCGUGCAGCUUCCAGCCGCAAACAGACCCGGAGCGUGCGCGUUGUCCAUUCCAGGGGAGCGCGGCAAUGGUGUCUUGCCGGUGGCAGGAGCAGAACUGGUGAUAGAAGAUGUCAACUCUUUUGAUGUUGAGACGGCUUCCGAAGGCCCAGGAAAAGCAUCGGCCGGCGUGCAGCUUCCAGCCGCAAACAGACCCGGAGCGUGCGCGUUGUCCAUUCCAGGGGAGCGCGGCAAUGGUGUCUUGCCGGUGGCAGGAGCAGAACUGGUGAUAGAAGAUGUCAACUCUUUUGAUGUUGAGACGGCUUCCGAAGGCCCAGGAAAAGCAUCGGCCGGCGUGCAGCUUCCAGCCGCAAACAAACCCGGAGUGUGCGCCUGGUCCAUUCCAGGGGAGCGCGGCAAUGGUGUCUUGCCGGUGGCAGGAGCAGAACUGGUGAUAGAAGAUGUCAACUCUUUUGAUUCUGAGAUGGUUUCCGAAGGCCCAGGAAAAGCAUCGGCCGGCGUGCAGCUUCCAGCCGCAAACAGACCCGGAGCGUGCGCGUUGUCCAUUCCAGGGGAGCGCAGCAAUGGUGUCUUGCCGGCGGCCGGAGCGGAACAAGAGUUAGAUGAUGACUCCUUUACUGAGAAUGAGGGCCUUUCUUCUCUAAAGCUUUCUGCCGUGGAUCGGGAAGAGUUUCAGCUAAAGAAGGAUGCUUCAACUCAAAGAGAUGAUCAAGGGUACAGCCAGAGAUGGGUCAAGCAGCUGCAGCAGGAGCUUGCCAUUGCUCUCAAAAAGAACUCCCUGGCAGAAGCUUCACUUGAAGCUAAGAAGCACUACAGCAGGCACCUGCAGGAACAGAAACUGCAGUUGCAGAAGGAACUGGACAGGUCUAAAGCUAAGCUGCAGGAAUUGACAGAACGGCAUAUGCAGACUGAGUGUUAUGCCGAAUCCCUGAAGAAUGCCAUCAAGAAUAAGGAGAGGGAACUAACAACUUCCAGGAACCUGCAGGGGCUUCUGGCUGCGUCUUCUGGAAAUGCAGCUAUCCCAGAGCUGGAAGAACGCAUACAACGGCUCCAAGCUGGAAAGGCCAGGCUGGAAGCCACAGCACAGCAACAAGCCAAGACCAUCAAAGCCCUUCAGAAACACCUGCAAGCCUCUGCCUCAGCUCACAAUGGCCUGAAGGACUUAACAACUGGCUUCCAGACAACGCGGGCUGCAAUGGACCACCAACAUCGGCAGCGUGGGAGUGAAAGCAAGGAAGUGAAGAAGGUGGCUGAGAUGAAAUGCCGAACAGAAGCACUUCUACGUGAAAUGCAGGGAAGAAACAGCGCACUGGAGGAAGAAUGUACCAGGUUGAAGAUGCUUCUGGAGGGAUCUCGGGCAAAGCUGAUGGCCUAUGUGGGGAGAGCGUCCCAUCUCAGAUUCCGGGCAGAGAUGAGGAAGAGCUCUUCUGAGGUGGCCAAGCAAGUUUAUAAACUAAGAAGAAAGUCACAGCUAAACCUGCACAGCAUGGUCUGUGAUGAGAAGGUGUUGGAGCAGAGGAAAUGCCAGUGCCAGAAAACAGAGCGCUCACAGGGAGAUGAACGAAGCCUGGAAACCUUUUGAGUUCCACCUUGUGCAGCCACUACCCUGCACCUAAUUCCAAGUGUUCUGUUGCAGAUCAGUAUUUAAUAAACCGUGUCAUCUAGUA